Messenger RNA from Tigriopus californicus, 2019 nucleotides. Its product is annotated as Na(+)/H(+) exchanger beta-like. The coding region runs from base 1 to 2019 and encodes 672 amino acids. The transcript has a single exon. Gene Ontology annotation, biological process: regulation of pH; sodium ion transport; proton transmembrane transport. Gene Ontology annotation, cellular component: membrane. The record is from RefSeq and is a predicted model, not a curated record. Gene Ontology annotation, molecular function: sodium:proton antiporter activity. Lineage: Eukaryota; Metazoa; Arthropoda; Copepoda; Harpacticoida; Harpacticidae.
AUGUCUGUGGGGUUAAGUGUGGGGUCAUCCGGUGAUGGUAACCAUACGACCAAAAUUCAUUUGAUAUCGUGGCGAUGGGACACCUAUGCCACCACUUUCUACUUCAAUCUCAUCAUUCUGAUUGCUGCAUUAUUCAAGAUAGGAUUCCACCAUCUCCACCGGCUUCCCAAAUAUCUGCCCGAAUCUUGCGUCCUCAUUCUGACAGGCGUUUUGACGGGCGUGAUUGUUCACUAUUGGCUGGGAUUUGACAACUUUCCUAGAUUUACUGAAGAACUGUUCUUCAAUGUCCUUCUGCCCCCUGUCAUUCUUGAGGCCGCAUAUUCUUUAUAUGAUGACAAUUUCUUUUCCAACUUGGGAGCCAUCCUGAUAUUUGCUCUAGUUGGAACCUUAAUCAAUGUUUGUGCGGUUGGAUACUCGCUGUACGGAUUGAGUGCCGUGUCAUGGCUUGGCGUGAGCUUUGACCUUCCUCUGACGGCCUUGGAAUGCUUGAUAUUUUCGACUAUGAUCAGUGCCGUGGACCCAGUGGCUGUCUUGGCCAUCUUUGAAGAGAUUGGCGUCAACAUGGUGUUAUAUUUUAUGGUUUUCGGCGAAUCAUUGCUAAAUGAUGGCAUGACCAUUGUCAUUUACAACUCGAUGGUGACUUUACUCAAAAAACAGCAAGAGCACGAAGGUGACGGGAGUGCCAUCGAUGCCAUCGAUUAUGUGAUGGUUGUUUUGAGUUUCUUCAGUGUGGUUUUGGGGGGUUUCCUCAUCGGCCUGGUCAUGGGAGUUUUGACCGCAUUGACUCUUCGAAUUACCAAAGAAACGCGGGUAGUGGAACCUUUGAUUAUCUUUGGAUUCGCAUAUUUCGCUUUCCUUCUGUCCGAGAUGAUUCAUUGGUCCGGAAUCAUCAGUAUUAUCGUGUGCGGAAUCAUCCAAAAGCGUUACGCUUUCCUGAAUGCGUCCAAGAAGACGUACACCACCGUCAAGUAUUCGAUCAAGAUGCUUAGCUCUAUCUCGGACUGCAUCAUUUUUAUCUUCUUGGGCAAAAUUGUCAUGGACACCCAUCUGGAUUUUCGUUGGGGAUUCAUUGUUUGGACUAUUUUUCUCAUCACCGUCUUUCGCUUCUUGGUGGUUUAUGCCCUGAGCUGGUUUGUAAAUCGCCGACGAACCGUGGCUCUCUCCUACCAGGAACAAUUCAUAUUGGCCUAUGGGGGCCUCCGAGGAGCGGUUGGAUUUUCUCUGGCCUUGCUCUUUUUUGAUCACAACCCGGAUGAGAAUGUGACCGGAAAGUCUACCGUCUUCCUCACCACCACGCUGGUCGUUGUGUUCUUCACUGUGUUUGUCCAAGGUGGAACUAUCAAGCUCCUGGUGAAUAAAUUAGGAAUAAGCAAGGCCAAAUCGAACGACAGAGACAAGAUUUCUGGACGGAUCAACAAGAAAACCAUCGAUAACCUGAUGUUUGGGAUCGAAGCCAUCGUCAAACAUGAUGCCUUUCACACCACUUGGCAAUGGUUGGUCAAUUUUGACAACCGUUACGUGAAAAAAGUCUUGUUGAGCCGAAGGGCGUUCAAUCAAAUCUCUUUGCGCUUGGAGAAAAUCAAUCUAGACGAACACGUGAUGCGGCUUUAUGGUCCAACGGUCAUCGCCUCGCAAGGAAUGGAAAAAGUAGGCGAUGGUAGAGCCCUAGAAAGUUCCUCUUUGAGUGACAGACGAGCGCUCAAGGAGGCUUUCUUGCACAAUCCCUAUGCGCUAUACCGGAACAAAUACGGACAAAGCAGUGGAAAAUCCGACUUCAACGAUACCUUAUUGGAUCAACUUGGUUAUCGGAAUAAGCAAGUAUCGAACCUGUACGACCAUUUGCAAGCCAAGAAACAAAGACAUGGGUCUAACGAUAACAAUGAGACUAUGGAAAUGGUCAAUGAAGAAGCUCCAAGUAAAUCAUCAGUUCUGGAAGGAAUUGAAUCAAUGCUUAAGCCCGCCGAAAUCAAAGACCAAUACUUGAAGGCCAAAAAGAAGUAUAAAUCUACGUUCGUGUAA